Mobula hypostoma (lesser devil ray) is the source of this 7600-nucleotide messenger RNA. RefSeq lists its product as uncharacterized. Gene Ontology annotation, cellular component: cell surface. The transcript has 6 exons. Gene Ontology annotation, molecular function: MHC class I protein binding; coreceptor activity. The coding region runs from base 322 to 966 and encodes 214 amino acids. NCBI's taxonomy places the organism in Eukaryota, Metazoa, Chordata, Chondrichthyes, Myliobatiformes, Myliobatidae. Gene Ontology annotation, biological process: regulation of immune response. The record is from RefSeq and is a predicted model, not a curated record.
AACGCUGAAGGAACUCAGCAGGCCAGGCAGCAUCUCUGGAAAAGGGUAAGUAGUCGACGUUUCUGGCCGAGGCCAGUCAAAGACUGUUUACUCUUUUCCAUUGAGGCCUGAUGAAGGGUCUCGGCCCAAAACGUCGAUUGUUUACUCUUUUCCCUAAAGUCCUGAUGAAACGUCACGGCCCGACCGUGCGGACACCAUCCAAUCAAGGCCCAAAGUUCCUGAGAUUGUAACAAGCAGGAGACCGGAGAUGCUGGAAACACACGGAAAGCGGGCAAAACCCCCUCUGAUUUUCAGUCAGAAACAUCCUGUCGGCUGGACAAAAUGGUAUUCCUCCGAUGUAUCUGCAUUCUGAUCUGUUGGAUGCGUCGGGCGCAGUUCGAGCCGAUCCUGGACCAGUAUCCCGCUGAAAUACUUGUGGUCAAAGGAGGAAAGCUGGAAUUGACCUGCGCUGCGAAUGAGCCUCUCGGUCGGUUGGCUUGGUACAGGAUAGACGAGAACUCUGUAUCACAUUUUGUGAUCUCAAUGAAUGUCAUGGAUAAAAUACAGCGGGGAUAUGGGAUAGAUGAACGUUUCACGUCCGUCAAAACCAACUUUCGUUCAAAAUUCAGCUUAGUAAUUAAAAAGGCGCAACCUACGGACAACGGCACCUAUCACUGUAUGAUGAAGCAGCAGGAUAAAGUGCACCUCGGAGCUGGAAGUGUGGUGACUGUAGUUCCAGAGAAAGCGAUAGUUGUAACUUCACCGCCUACAACUACAACUGCAACAACUCUCAAAAUCAUUCGGCACAAACACCCGCUGCAUAACAAGAAGAAAUGGGAAAAAAAUGAGUAUGUCUGCGACUGGCCUAUCUGGGCAUCACUGGCUGCCUUCAACAUUCUGCUCAUCAUUUCCAUCCUUUUUGUCUUCAUCCAUCAUAAGAAUAAGUAUUACCGAAGGCGAUGUCCCCACCAGUUUCGCAAGGGAUAAGGAAGGAAAAUGCCGCGGGACUCUCAGUGAAUGGCCGGGCGGGAGGGAGGGAUGGUGCAUCUGCCCAUGGACUCUGCGUUGUAUCACUUUUACUGCAAUUUUACCAGAAGCCUGCCCACUCCCCGGGCAGGGUCUCUUGAUGUAUUGUCUCUCACAUUCUGCAUUACACUCUGAUCGAUUAAACUUAAGGAAUCUACGGAUACUUUAGGAAGUUAAAAGGAAGCUGCCGCGCUGUUUUAAAUCCCGACCUACGUAGUUUAGAAAUGACGGCGAGUCCGGGAAAAUGCAACUGUACAUUAAAACUAAUAGAAAAUUGUUUUAAAAUAGAAUAUUCCACUACAAAAGUGAUGUGCAUUUGAUUGGUGUGUACACGGAGGGAUCUAACACCCUGCUACUUAAUAUCCCACGCCGAAGGACACAAUGCUAGGUCCCGAGGUCGAGACAAAGUUUGCCUUAACAAACGGAGAGAGCGCGCAGAACGGCACAGCACAGGACAGGCUCUUCGAACCGCCAUGUCUGUGCAAACUAUGGUGCAAUUUAAUUUAAUCCCAUCUGCCCGCACGUAGACUAUAUCCCUCCAUUCCUUCUUCGUGUCCCCGUCUAAUGGCUCUUUAACGUUGCUAUUCCAUGAGACCAUAAGGCAUAAGGAGCAGAACCAGGCCAUUCAGCACAUCGGGUCUGCUCCGCCAUUCCAUCAUGGCUGAGUUAUUACUCCCCUCAGACCCAUUCUCUUCCCAACUCCCCGUCACCUUUGACACCCUGACUGAUCAAGAACCUAUCAGCUUCCGCUUUAAAUAUACCCAAAGGCUUACCAUCCGCAGCUGUCUGUGGCAAUUUUUCACAGGUUCGCCACCCUCUGCCGAAAGAAAUUCCUCCUCGUUGCUGUUCUAAGUGGAUGUCCGUCUAUUCUUAGGCUGUGCUCUCUGGUCCCAGACUCUCCCGCUAUAGGAAACAUCCUCUCCACAUCCACGCUGUCUAAGCCUUUCAAUAUGUGAUAGAUUUCAAUGAGAUCCCCAGCCCCCCCAACCACCACCACACUUACAGGUAUUCUUCUAAACUCCAGUGAGUACAGGCCCAGAGCUCUGCAUAUGUUAACCCUUUCAUUCCUGGGAUUAUUCUUGUGAACUUCCUCUGGGACCCUCUCUUCAAUGCCAGCACAUCUUUUCUGCGAUAAGGGGUCCAAAACUGUUCACAAUACUGUACUCUGUGCAGUCUGACCAAUGCCUUAUAAAGACUCAGCAUUACAUCCUUGAUUUUAUGUUCUAGUCCUCUCAAAGUGAAUACUAACAUUACAUUUGCCCUCUUUACCACUAAUUCAACCUGCAAGUUAACCUUUUGGGAAUCCUGCAUGAGGUCUCUGAAGUCCUUUUGCACCUCCAAUUUUUGAAUUCUCCCCAUUUAGAAAAGGUCUACACCUUUAUUCCUUCCUCUAAAUUGCAUGAAAAUACACUUCCAUACACUAUAUUCUAUCUGCCACUUCUUUGCCCCCAAUCUGUCUAAACUCUUCUAUAGACUCCCUUCUUCCUCAACACUACUUGCCCCUCCAACAAUCUUUGAAUCAUCUGCAAACUUGGCCACAAAGCCAUCAAUUCUGUCAUCCAAAUCAUUGACAUAUAAUGUGAAAAGAAGUGAUCCCAACACUGACACGUGCAGAGCACCACUAGGUCAUCGGCAGCCAACUAGAAAAGGCCCUCUUUAUUCCCACUUCUUGUCUCCUGCCAGUCAGACAAUCUUCCAUCCAUAUUGAUAUCUUUCCUGUAAUACCGUAGACUCUUAUCAAGUUCAGCAGCCUCAAAUGCCCUCUGAAAAUCCAAGUAUAAAACACCUACUGACUCUCCUUUGUCUAUCCUGCCUGUUAUUUCCUCAAAGAAUUCCAUCAGAUUUGUCAGGCAAGAUUUCCCCUUCAGGAAACCUUGCUGACUUUGGCCUAUUUUAUCAUGUGCCUCCAAGUACCCCAAAACCUCAUUCCAUCUGCUUCUUCCUUUCUGUUGGUUGUGUGUUCAAGGUAUUGACCAAGUUCUCUGUAAAAUCUCACCUCCUAUACCUUCUUUAAACUUACCUGCUUGCUCCCGUAGAGCUUUUCUCUCUGGUAUUUAACAUUUCCACCUGGGGGAUAUGGUCAUAUCACAACUUGUCCUAAGUCUGUAAGGGUUUGCUGUUAGAGCUCUAUUACAGUCCACAGCGCACUUCUGAAGUGGAUAACUAAUGCUUUGUUAAAAAUGCAGUUCCCCUGAAAAAUAAAGAAUUUUUGUCUUUUUAAUUACGUUGAUUGAGAUAAAAAUAAAUUUACCAGCAACACUAGCUGAGACAACUGGUGUCCCAAGAUCUAAAUGCCUACAUCAGGGAAUAGACAGACACAGCCCAUCUAUGAGAAAAUUGACCAUUUUUAAUUGGACUGGAAGCUAAACUCAGCCGAAGAGAAUUUUAACUUAGAGGUACAGCACAGUAACUGCUCCUUCCAACCCAGUGGGCCUGCACUGUACCUCUAGAUUAAGCCAACUGCUGUGCUGCCAUGCGCCCCACAAUUGCCCAGCUCCAGCCAAAAUAAAUUCUGAAAUUUAAAAACAAAGAAAGAGCAAAGACGAGAUCUGAAUUAAAAACAGAAAAUGCCAGAAAUGAAGUCAAUGUUUCAGGUCAAUGAUCUGAAAUUACUGGACUUUCAGUUUCUUUAGUGUUGAUGGAAGUUCCUGAGAGGUUUUUUCCUCACAUUGAUGGUGGUUGCACAUUAACAAUAAUUCAUGAGAUGUGAGGAACAACCAAACUUCCUGCCCUUCUUUAUAAUUGUCGGCUUUUUUGGCCUCCUUCUGUUUCCCAGUCUUUUCUCUGUUGUUCUCUCUUUCUCACCUUUGGGCAGAGGGGUUUGAAUCUCUGGAAUUCCCUACCGCAGAAGAUUAUGGAGCCAGAUUCAUUGGGAGGGGGACAAUGUUACUUGAAAAAAGUAAUAGAUAAUCUUUUAUUUAAAGGAUCAGGGAAUUGAGAGCUUUGGGGGAACUGGAACAGAUAAGGAGGUGGAACAUUGGACAGAUCAUAUUGAAUGCCAGGACAGACUUGAGGGGCUGAAUGGCCUACACCUGCUCCUAUUUCCUUUUAUUGUCUUAUGUUUUCCUUUUCCCAGUGUUGGCAGUAUUGUACAAUAACAAAUUAUAGAGUCAUACAGCCUGGAAACAGGCUCUUCGGUGCAACUCAUCCCUGCCAAGCUAGAUCCACUGUCACCCAUUAAACUAAACUGGUCCUAAUUGCCUGUUCUUGAUGCGUAUCCCCCAAACCUUUCAUCUCCGUGUACCUGUCCAAGUGACUAUUGUACAUGCUUCCUCCAAUUCUCCUGGCAGCCCACUCCACGUAUGCACUGGCCUCUGUGUGAAAGGGUUUCCCACCCGCCCCCUUCCAGCUCCUGACAAAUUUUUACCCCUUGGUCCUUGGUUCCACAAUACUGCAGCGAUGGGGAGUGGUGAAAUCAGCACACUGAUGCGUUACACCAACCCUGCCCACUUCCUCCGUACCAGAACACUUAAUUACAUUCAUUGUCAAUGUAUGCCAAACUACCCUUACACCAGAGGGCUUUAGUUUGAGAGACUGGGAAACAGAGGUUUGGAUGUCAUAUUUCAGUUCUACAGACCCAUGGUUAGAUGCAAGCUGGAUAUAGACACUCAGUAGUCACUUUAUUAGGUACAGGAAUGGAACCCGGUGUGGUCCUCUGCUGCUGUAGCCCAAACACUUCAAGGUUUGAUAUGUUGUCCAUUCAGAGGUGCUCUUCUGCACGCCAUCAAUGUCACAUCUGGUCAUUUGAGUUCCUGUCACCCUCCUGUCAGCUUGAAUCACUCUGGCCAUUCGGCACUGAUGUCUUUCAUUCACAAGGCACUUUCACCCACAAAACUGCCAUUCACUGGAUGUUUUUUUUUGUUUUUCAUAAACUCUAGAGACUGUUAUGCAUGAAAUCCCCAGGAGAUCAGCAGUUCCUGAGAUACUCACACCACCCUGUCUGGCACCAACAAUCACUCCACAGUCAAAGUCACUUAAAUCACAUUUCAUGCCCAUUCUGACGCUUAGUCUGAACGUCUUGACAUUAUCUGCAUGCUUAAGCAUUGAGUUGCUGCCACAACUCGAUGGUUAGAUAUUUGCAUUAAUGUGCAGGUGUACCUAACAAAGUGGCGACUGAGAUACAAUACCAGAUAACAAUGGUAUCACAAAGAAUUACUUUUUGAGGACAGCUGUGUAAGCUUUGCUUCUAUUAGUUUGUGUUCAGAAAGGAAUUAAUUCAGUGGGUAGCAAAAAAAAAAUUAAUUUUUAUGGAAUGGAAAUCAAGCCUACAUGUUACGUGUCUUUGGGGUAAAACAAGUUAAAACCUCCCAGAAAUCAUGGAUAGGAACAGGUGUAGAGGUUGAGAAGGUAAAGGAAGCUAGCUAUAGCAUACACCAAAAUUGGAUGAGCAUCAGUAAAACUGAAUUGAAAUACGAGUUAACGGAGACACCCAACACCUUGCAGCUGCUGGAGAUCUUGAGCAACACAGCAAAAUUCUGCAGGGAAUCAACAGGCAGCACUCAUGGUGAGCCCAAAAUAGCAACUGGUUAUUUUCCUCUACAGAUGCUGCCUGACCUGCUGAGCUCCUCCAGCAUUUUAUGUGUGUUGUUGAAAAAUUAACGGGACUGAAAGGUGAGAAAUCCCUGAAUCCCAAGUAUUUGAAGGAGCUGAAAUUUUGAAAAAUAAUAACUAUUGUCUUCCAAAAUUUCAUAGAUUUCAAAAUUUCCAUUGGUUGACAGGUAACAAGUGCAACACCACUAUUUAACAAGGGAGGGAGAGAAAAGUGGGAAAUACAUUUGUAUGUAUAGGAGAGUAAAGAAAAUUAGGGGAUAAGAAUUGAUAAAGUGGACAGACAGUGCCUCUUUCCUAGGGCAAAAAUGGCUAAUAGGAGAGGGAAUAACUUUAAGGUAAUUGUGCAAAGUAUGGUUGUGGGGGAGGGGUGUCAGAGGUAUGAUUUUUACACACGUGAUGGCAAAUGCAUUGAACACACUGCUGGAGACAGAUACAAGAGGAACAUUUAGCAGACAUUAGAUGGGCACAAGGAUGAAAGAAAAUAUUGAGAGCUUUGUGGGAGGGAAGCAUUAGAUUGAUUUUGGAGGCUUGCACAACAUUGUUGGCUGAAGGGCCUGCAUUCCGCUGUAAUGUUCUAGGUACAGACCUGUUAGUCCUGGAUCCAUGCUAAAGGAAAUUCUGUAAAGGAUGCUUUCUAUCUGAAAAAAAAUAGAACAACUCAGCAGGUUAGACAGCUUCUCUGGAAAGAGGAAUAGUUAAUGUUUUAGGCCAAAAACCCUUUAUGGUCAAAGGGAAUUUCUCUGAUAGUGUGAAAUAGUGUAGCCAUUAAAGACAGUUAACCUCCCAUGAUGAGGCCACACUCCAGUUGGAGGAACACUUCAUAUUGCAACCUUGUGGCAUGAACAACGAUUUCUCUAACUUCCAGCAAUUUGUCUCCCUCCCCUUCUCUCUAUUCCAUUCCUCACUAGGCUCCUCUUCUCACCUGCUCAUGGCCACCCCGCUUCUUCCAUGGGAUUCAUUGUCCUCUUCUGUCAAAUCCCUUCUUCUUCAGCCCUCCAUCUUUUUCACCUAAUACCUCCCAGUUUCUUACUCCCCCAGCACUCCCCCCCACCCCCGUCGCCAGCCUUCCCCCUCAACUGGCUUCACGUGUCACCUGCCAGCUUGUACUUCUUCACCUUCCCCCACCUUCUUAUUCUUGGCCUGAAACAUUGACUGUCUGUUCCCCUGCCUGACUCGCUGAGCUCCUCCAGCAUUUUGUUUAGGCUCCUUUGUCUGUGCAAUGUGUCACUAAUGUCAUGAUAUUCAGGCAGCACGGUAGUGUAGUGGUCAGCGCAACGCUUUACAGGUUCAAUUCCCGCCAGUCGCUGCCCGUGAAAUUGGAGGUAGCUGGGCAGCUCGGCUCGAAGAGCUGGAAAGGCCUAUUCUGCCCUGUAUCUCAAUAAAUGUCAGAAAUGAAGAAGGGAGGAAGGAGGAAUGGCCAGCAAAAACAACCGGUUGGUGGACUUGUGGUGGAGUUUUCUAUUAUUAAGGUCAUUCUGACCCUAUUAGCACAAAUUUUAUUAAGUACCAUUAACAUUGCUCCAAUGAAUGCAGAAAGCAAACAUUUUCUUCAGUUUUGAUGCUACUUUGACCUGUUUUUUUUAUUAUUGUUGUAAAAGUUCAUCUUUUAUCAUAGCUUUGUUUUCAGACCCUUUGACAUAAAUUUAAAAGACCACACUUCAUACAGAUUGAACCAUCAGAUUACUCACAGCAGCCAGCAGCUACUGCGGAGAAAAAAGACCGUGUUCUUUCACCCACCAGUUAUAUGAUUCAAGAUUCAAGUUUAUUUAUCACGUAUACAUUGAAACGUAUACAUUUGUGAUAACACCUGAGGGUUUGCUGGGGGCAGCUUGCAGGGGUCAUAGCCCGGCACCAACACAGUAUGCCCAAUAUAAGGUUUGUUAUCUACUUCUGUACGCCAGUGAUCCAAUACCAGAGGAAAUCUUAUGAAUAUUGAGACCCACCAAUACCAUGUGUACCUUUCUGGGGGACGGAGGAACAGAUACUCUUGAAAUCAGGUACAUCACGUUCCCAAGCAAGAGAAAAUGUGCAGAUGCUGGAAAUC